Camellia sinensis is the source of this 1116-nucleotide messenger RNA. The record is from RefSeq and is a predicted model, not a curated record. NCBI's taxonomy places the organism in Eukaryota, Viridiplantae, Streptophyta, Magnoliopsida, Ericales, Theaceae.
AUGGCGCAGUAUGGAUUUAUAGUGAUGGAGAAUUGUUUAUUUCUUAUGUGCAAGUUUAGAGGUGUGACAUUGGUUAUCGAGUAUAAUGAUGGAUUUAAUUUCAAGGAUUUAGUAUAUAAAUUGUGUGCAAAGUGUAGUGAGUUAGUUGGUAAUUCUUUGAAUAUAUCGUAUUCAAUGGCUAGACAUUCUUCUUGUGGUCUAGAAAGUGAAGAGGAUUUGGAGGUUAUGGUUGGACUGGCACUUUCUUGUGAUAUUCAUCGUAUUGAUGUUUUUAAUGAUAAGGAUCGUGUCACUGUUCAUUGUAAGAGAAGGGCUGAUUUGGGAUGUUUAUGGAGCGUGCAUGCUAGAGUGGAAAAUUAUAGUAAAGCUUUUGUUAUUAAACAAUUUGAUGAUGUUCAUACUUGUGGAUCUUCUUUUCAUACAAUUAAACAUGCUAGGAUGACUUUAAGUAUGAUUGGUGAGCUAAUUUCUAGUGAUAUUUGUAACAAGGCUUUGACAUCGGUUAGUGAGGUGGUUUGUGAUUUCAAGGACUAUUAUGGAACAGAAGUUUCUUAUCGGCGAGCUUGGAUGGGUGUUGAAAAAGCAAAGGGUCUUGUUUUUGGUGACUAUUCAUCAUCAUUUGAUGAUCUUCGUUGGUAUGUUGAUGCCACUAAUGCUUGCAAUCCGGGGAGUGUUUUUUAUAUGGAAUUUGAUAUUGAUAGAAGACACAAAGAUUGUUUAUUGGCUGCUGCGACGAAAGAUGGUAACCAAGGUUUGUAUCCAUUAUGUUUUGCGAUUGUUGAUGGUGAAAGUUAUGACAGUUGGCAUUGGUUCUUGUCAAAGUUAUUAGGUAUUUUGAGUUCGGAGAGGGAUAUUGUGUUUGUUACUGAUCGACAUGGAGGUUUGCUGAAAGCUUUAGCUGAGGUCUUUCCGUUUUCUUCUCAUUCUUUUUGUCUAAUGCAUUUGAAGACAAACUUGAAGACUUAUUUGUCAGUGAAGAGUCGUGAAUCAAAAGAGAAUUUGCUUACUCUUUUUAGUAGAUGUGCAUAUGCUCAUACUAUUGAGUUGUUUAAUGAGCUAUUUGAAGAAUUUAAGGGUCGUUGUGGUCGUAGUGUUGAGAGGUUUCUUGAGGAUUAG